Molecule: messenger RNA, 960 nt
Organism: Indicator indicator
Lineage: Eukaryota; Metazoa; Chordata; Aves; Piciformes; Indicatoridae
Gene: KCTD17
Product: potassium channel tetramerization domain containing 17
Biological process (GO): proteasome-mediated ubiquitin-dependent protein catabolic process; protein homooligomerization
Cellular component (GO): cytoplasm; Cul3-RING ubiquitin ligase complex
Molecular function (GO): cullin family protein binding
Source: RefSeq, a predicted model, not a curated record
AUGAGGAUGGAAGGUGGGGAGGAGAUGCAGGGCGCCGUGGGGCUGCGCUGCGCCUGGGACAUCGCGCCACCCGCUGGCACUCCGGCCAAGUGGGUGAGGCUCAAUGUGGGGGGCACCGUCUUCCUCACCACCAGACAGACUCUGUGUCGGGAGCAGAAAUCUUUCCUGUGUCGCUUGUGCCAGGGCGAGGAGCUUCAGUCGGACCGGGAUGAGACUGGUGCAUACCUAAUAGACCGGGACCCCACUUACUUUGGACCUAUUCUGAACUUCCUCCGUCAUGGAAAGCUGGUCCUGGAUAAAGAUAUGGCUGAAGAGGGAGUUCUAGAAGAAGCUGAGUUCUAUAACAUUGGUCCUUUAAUCCGAAUAAUCAAGGAUCGGCUGGAGGAGAAGGACUACACCGUAACUCAGGUGCCUCCUAAGCAUGUCUACCGUGUGCUACAGUGCCAGGAAGAGGAGCUCACCCAGAUGGUGUCCACUAUGUCAGAUGGAUGGCGCUUUGAGCAGCUUGUGAACAUUGGUUCUUCCUAUAACUAUGGGAACGAGGAUCAGACAGAGUUCCUGUGUGUGGUCUCCAAAGAGCUGUACAAUUCCUCCAGUGGCCUGAGCUCUGAGCCCAGCCAGAAAGCCAAGAGCACAGAGGAGGACCUGGAGGAGGAAGAGCAGGAGGUGGAGGACGAAGCAGAAGCGGAGGAGAAAGACUGUUUGUCUGUUUGGGGUUGCACUAAACUUUCUUCCUCCAGACCCUCCCUCCUGCUCCCCACCAUGUCCAUCCCAGCACUGCCACCUCCUUCCAGCACUGUUACCACCUCCCACCCUGCCCCACAUCCCAGCUUUCAGCAUCCUUCCCUCUGCUCUCUUUGCCCAUCAGGGCUCAGAAUGGUCCCUGUCUCUCUGCACUCCUCACCUUUCCUCCUCUGCAGGUACGUUACCUGUCUGCGCUCUCAGCUCCUGCCAGCCUGA